Messenger RNA from Zophobas morio, 3414 nucleotides. Its product is annotated as adenylyl cyclase 78C-like. The transcript is spliced from 12 exons. The coding region runs from base 51 to 3398 and encodes 1115 amino acids. Gene Ontology annotation, molecular function: adenylate cyclase activity. The record is from RefSeq and is a predicted model, not a curated record. Gene Ontology annotation, cellular component: plasma membrane. Gene Ontology annotation, biological process: cAMP biosynthetic process; adenylate cyclase-activating G protein-coupled receptor signaling pathway; intracellular signal transduction. Lineage: Eukaryota; Metazoa; Arthropoda; Insecta; Coleoptera; Tenebrionidae.
AUUUUAUAUUACUGAUUUUAUUGUAGUAGCGAGGUGGCAAAGAAUCCAACAUGCACGAACAAGACUCUCUGGAGUACUUCAAUUGUACCGGCUGCCUGGACGGAAACCGGUACUACAAAGGGUUUAGUUUGAACAGAUGGACCAACCAGUUCACUUGCAAGUACCUGGAGAGUCUGUACUUGAAGUACUCUUACAGACAGAGACGAGCAGCUUUGAUUGUUGUUAUUCUAGCCGACGUGUUGUUUCGAGUACCUCUAUUCUUUAUUCCGGGUACCACAAAAUAUGAAGACGAAAUACCCGAACUUGUCAUAUCUGUGUUGUGCGUUGUUAUUAAUUUAGUGUUAGUAGUACUGUGUUGUAGACGUUGGCGGUUGUUGAAAAGUGCGCACUUGAAUAAAGCGGCUAUUUGCUGCUGGUUGGUACUAAUGACCCAUAGCAUCAUAGACUCUGUAAGUUAUCUAAAAAAUGGGUUGUUGUGGUUUUCGGUUUGGUACGGCUUGACUACUAUUUUCAUACCAUAUACGAUGUUUCCGUUAUCGUUGUGUUGGUCAGUGGCAGCUGGGUACGUCUCGGUACUUACCCACCUCAUCCUCGUAGCAAUCAAGUUGUUCGCCGACGACUUCACCACAUACUCCACCGAAGCCAACGCCUCCAAAACUUACCGAUUUAUCUCCACUUGCAUUUUUUUCUUCACUAUCAACUCCGCCGGGAUCUACAUCAAAUUCCUGACAGACAAAAGCCAAAGACGCUCCUUCAUUGAAACGCUCCACUUCCUGGAGAACCGCUGUCGCACCCAGGAGGAAAACAACCGCCAGGAGAGUCUCAUCUACUCCAUCCUCCCGGACUUCGUCGCCAAAGAAAUGAUCAAAGACAUCGACUGCGAGGAGCGGCGAAACUCCUCGAACCCGCAGCAGUUCCACAAGAUCUACGUCCACAAGUACAACAACGUCAGCAUCUUGUUCGCUGACAUCAAAGGCUUCACGGCUUUGGCUAGUAGAUGCACGGCCCAGGAGCUAGUCAAGAACUUGAACGACUUGUUUGCGCGGUUCGACAAGUUCGCUUUGAGUAACCACUGCUUGAGGAUCAAGCUUCUGGGGGAUUGCUACUACUGCGUGUCAGGGUUGCCAACCCCGCGCACCGACCACGCCGACUGCGCCGUCGGAAUGGGGUUAAAAAUGAUCGAAGCAAUCAAAGACAUGAAGACCAAGACAGGAGUAGACUUGAACAUGCGAAUCGGGAUUCAUUCAGGCUCGGUUUUGUGUGGAGUACUAGGGUUAAGAAAGUGGCAGUUUGACAUUUGGUCACUUGAUGUGAGGAUUGCCAAUCGAAUCGAGGCGACGGGUACUGCCGGUCGGGUUCAUAUCUCUGACGUCACGUACCGCUGCUUGACGAAGAAGUACUCCGUGGAACGUGGAAGCGCUAGUAUUGAUGACGCUCUACUCCGAAAGUACGACAUUCACACCUACUUGAUUAGAGAACAAGAGGAAUUGUAUGAAAACGUCCGGAGUCACGAAAUAGUUGUGACCCCUCCACCCAAACGACAGUCGAUUAUUGUGGAAUGGGUGCCCGAAAUACCGUUCAAAGAUUUGCAAAACUGUGCCGCCGAUGACGACAACACAGACAAUUUCAUCUGUUUGGCCAAAACCAGCGGAAAGUACGACGUCGCGAGGAAAGAAUCGGCAAUCGUGGUACCACCAGUCGUCGACAACAUCACCUCAGAAAUUGAAAACAAUCUAAUCCGACAAGGCUCUUUCCUCGAUAAAGUUACGCUGAAUUUCGUUGACCACGAAAUGGAAGAACAGUACUCGCACCGCAAGAACGAAAUGUUCAGAUCAAACACGGUGUUGUUGUUCGUUAUAUGGCUACUGGCUAUGAUUAUCCACCUUUUAAACCUGGAAUACAACGCAGUACUUGUUGGUAUUCUCAGUAGUGCGACUUUAAUUUUGGCCAUAGUCACGUUUCUCGUGGUUGCCGGAAAGUUCCAGGUGUUUCCAAGUUGGAUUCAAAAAUGUUCGCAAGCCCUUAGUUACGGGAAAAGCCGAAGGACUUUUGUGGUCGCUAGUGUGGUCUUCGUCAUGGCUGCAACUAGCGUCGGGGCGCUGCUAACCCAAACUUGUAUAACCCAAAAUGACGGAAAGGGUACUUCUAGUAGUACUACUAAGAGCUUUGUAGCUCAAUUUUUCGAGCACUUUGUUGUUGUUGUAGAAACCAGUGACCAGUGUCAAUCGUACCUGGAAAAUAACCGUCCCCACUAUGUCUUUUUUCCAUGGAUGCUUUGUAUUAUAGCCACCGCUACCGCUCUACGAGUCAACUACUUGAUCAAGUUUUACUUGACUUUUAUGAUGUUGGGGGUAUUCGUAACACUGAUCAACGUACCACAGUACGACAACGUUUUUUUUUGUUGUCGGAACAAUACUUCUGGUACUUCCGACUGCGAUUUAGCCAAUAGUGACUUAACCAGGAUUCAACUGGUGGCACUUCUGGUUAGUUUCCUCUUCGUCAUUGUUUACCACGCCCGCUUGGUCGAAGUGACCACCCGUCUCUACUUCUUGUGGAAACAAAAGGCUGAACAAGAACUCAAUAGCAUUAACGCUACUAGACAAACCAACAUGCAACUUUUGUCCAACGUACUACCCGAUCAUGUCGCCUUACAUUUUCUCAGUAGAGACUACAGCAACGAAGAACUCUACUCCCAGUUUCGUCAAAGCAUCGGGGUACUUUUUGCCAGCAUCCCCAACUUCACCAAGUUCUAUGCGGAAGACAAAGGUCUCGAGUGUAUUCGUCUGCUCAACGAAAUUAUCGCCGACUUUGACGAAAUUCUAGACGAUGAGCGCUUCGUCGGCGUUGAAAAAAUCAAAACUGUGAGUGCCACCGCCACGUACAUGGCGGUAUCAGGGCUCAACCCCACCACCAACAAAGACCCUUUGUUGCUGCACACCCCCCAGCACCUAGGGGCUUUGAUUGACUUCGCCAUGACCAUGAAGCAACGUCUGGAGGACAUCAACAAAGACUCGUUUAACACUUUCAGUCUGCGUGUGGGGGUGUCCUUCGGGAAUUUGGUCUGCGGGGUCAUUGGUGCCAAGAAACCCAUUUUUGACGUGUGGGGGGACACGGUGAACGAAGCGUCGAGGAUGGACUCCACGGGGAUCGCCGGGGAAAUCCAAGUACCCAGACACACGGCUCUGCUUCUAGAACAACAAGGGUACCACGUUAGAAAUAGGGGGUUGGUGAGGGUGAAAGGAAAGGGGUUAAUGGAGACGUGCUUCGUGGUGGGGAAGAAACUAAAGAAGGUGAGAAGUUGUCAGAGGAAUUUCAGCCACACGAGCAGCUUAGGGGCCAUGGUUUACGCGAUUGCCCAAAAUAGGAAAAAGUUUAUCAGUCAGAGUUAUAGGUCCUAAUAAAUCUUGUUAUUAA